Molecule: messenger RNA, 2048 nt
Organism: Nematolebias whitei (Rio pearlfish)
Lineage: Eukaryota; Metazoa; Chordata; Actinopteri; Cyprinodontiformes; Rivulidae
Gene: setd3
Product: SET domain containing 3, actin histidine methyltransferase
Exons: 12
Coding region: 27-1811 (594 amino acids)
Biological process (GO): peptidyl-lysine dimethylation; peptidyl-lysine trimethylation; positive regulation of transcription by RNA polymerase II
Molecular function (GO): transcription coactivator activity; histone H3K4 methyltransferase activity; protein-L-histidine N-tele-methyltransferase activity
Source: RefSeq, a predicted model, not a curated record
UAUUGACCAGUCAUCUGUCCAGAACCAUGGGAAAGAAGAGUCGAGUGAAGACUCAGAAGUCCGGCACCGGGGCCAGCACUGUGGUUUCCCCAAAGGAGAUGAUGAACCUGAUCUCUGAACUGCUGCAAAAGUGCAGCAAUGCAGCGCCCUCUGCUGGCAAAGAGUGGGAGGAGUACAUCCAGAUUCGAAGUUUGGUGGAGAAGAUCAGAAAGAAACAGAAAGGUUUGUCCACUGUGUUUGAAGGCAGCAGGGAGGACUACUUCUCAGAUCUGAUGUCCUGGGCUCAGGAGAACGGGGCGUCCUGUGACGGCUUUACUGUGGCAAACUUUGAGUCAGAGGGCUAUGGCCUGCGGGCCACCAGAGACAUUAAGGCAGAGGAGUUGUUCUUGUGGGUUCCCAGGAAGAUGUUGAUGACGGUGGAAUCAGCCCAAAACUCUCUGCUGGGUCCUCUGUACAGUCAGGACCGGAUCAUGCAGGCUAUGGGCAACGUGACUCUGGCCCUCCACCUGCUGUGCGAGCGGGCCAACCUGUCUUCGUUCUGGCUGCCGUACAUCCACAGUCUUCCUCAGGAGUAUGACACGCCGCUGUACUACCAGCAGGACGACGUUCAGCUGCUGCUGGGCACCCAAGCAGUGCAGGACGUCCUGAGCCAGUACAAGAACACAGCCCGCCAGUACGCUUACUUCUACAAACUGGUGCAGACUCAUCCCGCCGCCAGCAAGCUGCCCCUGAAGGACAGCUUCACGUUUGAUGACUACAGGUGGGCAGUGUCCUCUGUGAUGACCCGCCAGAACCAGAUCCCCACUGAGGAUGGCAGCCGAGUCACUCUGGCCCUCAUCCCCCUGUGGGACAUGUGUAACCACACAAACGGACUGAUCACCACAGGCUACAACCUGGAGGACGAUCGCUGCGAGUGUGUGGCGCUGCAGGACUACAAAGAGAACGAACAGAUUUACAUCUUUUACGGUACAAGAUCCAAUGCCGAGUUUGUCAUCCACAAUGGCUUCUUCUUCCAAGACAACGCCCACGACAGAGUGAAGAUCAAGCUGGGUGUCAGUAAGAGCGAACGUCUUUACGCCAUGAAGGCUGAGGUUCUGGCCCGAGCCGGCAUCCCAGCGUCCUGUGUGUUUGCCCUGCACUGUAAUGAAUCUCCUAUUUCAGCCCAGAUGCUGGCCUUCCUGAGAGUCUUCUGCAUGACGGAGGAGGAACUCAAGGACUAUCUUCUGGGAGAUCGUGCCAUCAACAAGAUCUUCACUCUGGGUAACGGCGAGUUUCCUGUCAGUUGGGAAAACGAGAUAAAGUUGUGGACUUUCCUUGAGAAUCGAGCUGCUCUGCUGCUCAAGACCUACAAGACCACGUCUGAGGAGGACCGCUCUUUGUUGGAGAAGCUGGACCUCUCUCUUCACUCUCGUCUGGCCACCCAGCUCCGCCUGGCAGAGAAGCAGAUCCUGGAGAAGGCCUCGGCCACGGGUCGGACCAAACGUCUGCACUUCCAGAAGAAGCUGGAGGAAGGAGCUGCCUUGCCUCGUUUCGAGGAAAGCGAUAUCGCUCUGCUGGAAAACAACGACACGGAUGGAAAGCUUCCCAUAAUCUUGCGGAAGCUGGAGGAGGUGGAAGAGAGUCGGGGGAUCCAGGUGGACGAGCGCCUCCUGAAUGGGGAGAAGUUGACCUGCGAGGCAGGUACGGAGGCGAACGGAGACACGGAGCAGGAGACUCGCAAAAUAGAUGUCGCUUCAGACCAGAAAGGUCAAACAGGAACGGCUGACCCAAGUGCCAAUCGAACUGAAGACAGUCCCAAAGAUAGUGAAUAAGUCUAUUCUGCCACAGCUCACGCUAUUUAUUUAUUUUUGCGUCUCGUAAGUGACUCAGAAAUAUAGAAGCCGAAGAAGAAAAGAACCGUGCGUUUAUCCAGCGUGGCUAUCUUUAGUUGUCCGCUGCUAAACUCUUUCUCUGCUUCCGCAGGAGACGUUUUGAUUAAAAUUAGCUUUUGCUUCAGUUUUAAAGAUACAUUUUCAUUCAAACCGUUUGAGGCCGACAGCGUGGGAACA